This is a messenger RNA of Paraphaeosphaeria sporulosa, 1176 nucleotides long. RefSeq names its product S-adenosylmethionine synthetase. The transcript is spliced from 3 exons. Lineage: Eukaryota; Fungi; Ascomycota; Dothideomycetes; Pleosporales; Didymosphaeriaceae. The record is from RefSeq and is a predicted model, not a curated record. Gene Ontology annotation, cellular component: cytosol. Bases 1 to 1176 code for a protein of 391 amino acids. Gene Ontology annotation, biological process: S-adenosylmethionine biosynthetic process. Gene Ontology annotation, molecular function: ATP binding; methionine adenosyltransferase activity.
AUGUCCAGCGCGUUGCUUACUGUCGUCCAGGGCAACACCUUCCUCUUCACCUCCGAGUCGGUUGGCGAGGGCCACCCCGACAAGAUUGCCGACCAGGUCUCCGAUGCCAUCCUCGAUGCCUGCCUGCGCGAGGACCCGCUCUCCAAGGUCGCUUGCGAGACUGCCACCAAGACUGGUAUGGUCAUGGUCUUCGGCGAAAUCACCACCAAGGCCCGCCUCGACUACCAGAAGACCAUCCGUGAUGCCAUCAAGGACAUUGGCUACGAUGACUCCAACAAGGGCUUCGACUACAAGACGUGCAACGUGCUCGUCGCCAUUGAGCAGCAGUCGCCCGACAUUGCCCAGGGUCUCCACUACGACGAGGCUCUUGAGAACCUCGGUGCCGGUGACCAGGGUAUCAUGUUCGGAUAUGCCACCGACGAGACCCCCGAGCUCCUGCCCUUGACCCUCCUGCUCUCCCACAAGCUCAACAGCGCCAUGAAGGAGGCCCGUAACAGCGGCGAGCUCCCCUGGCUCCGACCCGACACCAAGACCCAGGUCACCGUCGAGUACGCUCACGACAACGGUGCCGUCAUCCCCCUCCGUGUCGACACCGUCGUCGUCUCGGCCCAGCACUCUGAGGACAUCACCACCGAGGAGCUCCGCAAGGAGAUCAAGGAGAAGAUCAUCAAGAAGGUCAUCCCCGCCAAGUACCUUGACGACAAAACCGUCUACCACAUUCAGCCCUCGGGUCUGUUCAUCAUCGGUGGACCCCAGGGUGAUGCCGGUCUCACUGGCCGUAAGAUCAUCGUCGACACCUACGGUGGCUGGGGAGCCCACGGUGGUGGUGCUUUCUCCGGAAAGGACUACUCCAAGGUCGACCGUUCCGCUGCCUACCUUGGCCGCUGGAUCGCCAAGUCCCUCGUCAACGCUGGCCUUGCCCGCCGUGCCCUUGUCCAGCUCUCGUACGCCAUUGGUGUCGCCGAGCCCCUCUCCCUCUACGUCGACACCUACGGCACCUCCGACAAGUCUUCUGAGGAGCUUGUUGAGAUCAUCAAGGCCAACUUCAACAUGCGCCCCGGUGUCAUUGUCAAGGAGCUGAACCUCACCAACCCUAUCUACAACCAGACCGCCAAGAACGGUCACUUCACCAACCAGGAAUUCACCUGGGAGAAGCCCAAGACUCUCAAGUUCUAG